Molecule: messenger RNA, 4689 nt
Organism: Panonychus citri (citrus red mite)
Lineage: Eukaryota; Metazoa; Arthropoda; Arachnida; Trombidiformes; Tetranychidae
Product: cubilin-like
Exons: 6
Coding region: 73-4689 (1538 amino acids)
Source: RefSeq, a predicted model, not a curated record
GAGAAUUUCGACUUGCCGGUAAAGUUUAUUUUCUUAAAUUAACUUGGUCACUAUUCUCUGAUCACAGAAGUGAUGGCUUCAAUUCGCAAUUGCUUUAUUCUUCUAUCGUUGAAUUUACUCUACCUAAACCAUAUACAGUCUUUAUCAUGUUCAAAAAAACUCGAUGCUAAACAAUCAAUUGAAAACUGUGAUCAAAGUUUGAACAUUACUAAGUUGAGGUUUCUACAAAGAACCAAUCCAUUUGAUUUAUUAAACCCGAAAUUGCAAAAGACGUCGAAACCCGAAUCCAUAAAUAAAUCGAAAAAUGAUACACAAUCAUGUAAUUCGGGCCUCAGUGGAUCUUCUUGUCGUGAUGAACGUAAAGUUAAAUCAAGUCGAGUUUAUUCUGAUAUUGUUGCUGAUGAUAAAUCUAAUGGCAAGUGUGGUGGUGUUUUGAAUUCACCAAACGGAAUUGUGACCUCGCCGAAUUAUCCUAAUCCAUUCAAUGUUCCUGGUGAAUGUCUUUGGAAGAUUAGAACAUCAGAUGGAUCUCGUUUGGUUGUUAAUCUAAUUGAUUUGGAAUUAGAUUCUUCUCUUAAUUGUACUCAAAAUGUGUUAAUCAUUUACGAUGGACCAACUGAUCAAGACUCUCAACUAUUAGUUGCUUGUAAUCAGAAACAACUUGAUAAUAAUUUGAUUACUUCAAGAGGCAACGAGUUGACAAUCAAGUUAAUCACAAAUGAAUCAACAAGUUAUGUCAAAGGUUUUAAAUUUUCUUAUCAAAUUGAUUGUAAUAAUUUCAUUGAGGGCAUCAGUGGAUCAAUAAAGAGUCCAAUCAACCAGAGCUCAAAGAGUCUUAAUUGCUCUUGGACAAUUAAAGUACCAAAAGGAAACAAUAUAAGUUUGGUUAUUGAAAAUUUUAAAUCAGUUGAUUCAUCAUGUUCAUCAAGUUACUUAUCAUUUAUUGGUAAUCAAUCAACCAAAACCUUCUGUCAAUCAGUUGAUUACACAGAUUUCGAUCAAAUUUUAAUCACUGAAAAUCAAGUACAGGUUAACUUUGUUAAUCUUAAUCCUGAUAAUCAAUCAUAUUUCCGAUUAGAGUGGAAACUAGUUGGAUGUGGAGGUGACAUUCAUGAAAGUGAAGGUGAAUUGGUUUCUCCAAGUUAUCCUGAUUCUUAUCCAAACGGACUCAAUUGUCUGUGGACUAUUCAUGGUAAACCAAGUCAUAAGGUCGAAAUCUACAUUUACGAAUAUCAUAUUGAGAGAAAUGACUCUUUGCAGAUAUUUGAUGGACCGAAUACAAGAUCACCUCGAAUUUUAAAUUUUUUCGAUCGUCUCUAUGAACCAAACAAAAUCGUAACAACCAAAAAUCAAGUAACAAUAUUUUUUGAAGUUGAUGAGCAUUUCAAUGGAAAAGGAUUUAGAUUAUCAUACAAAAUAAAAAGAAGUUACCGAUGUGACAAUGACCACCAUUCAAUCAAAGGUUCAAUUUCUUCGCCAAGUUACCCGAAUCGUUUUGUUAAAGAGAAUUCAUGUAAAUGGUCGAUUGACACAAUAAAAAGUUACCCUGUGAUCACAAUCGAAGAUCUGGACAUUCCCUGGUCACUCAACUGUACUGAUCAUUAUUUGAAGUUCAUAACUCCUCAGAAAACGGAACUUGCUCGAUUUUGUGGUAAUUCAUUCCCUAAUUAUCCAAUCAUGUACAAUUCAAGCUACACAAUUUUAAUUGAUUACUAUUCGAAGAGUCAACAUAACGGACGAGGAUUCAAGUUCAAUUACGGAAUAAACUGUGAUUUGACCCGUUACAUAUUCAACUUUGAUCAUGAAUUCGAAAACUUAUAUUACCCAGCAAAUGUUGUUGGCUCUUCAUGUAGUUAUCAUUUUGUAUCUGACGAUCCAUCGGCUCAAACGCGAAUACAAUUUGUUGAUUUUUCCAUCAAUUCAAAUUCUGGAAGUUACCUUGAGAUACAAGAACAAACAUCGAAUGAUUCAUUACAGGUAAUUCGAUACAAUAACUCUUCUCUUCCGUUGCCUCGGACUUAUGGAGCACCGUUUCAUAUCCAUACUAAAGGUCAAGUUAUGUUCAAUUUCAAAUACGAUAAAGAUUUAAACAAAUGUUCAUAUGAACUGAAUAGUUGGGAAGGCACAUUAAAUUCACCAGGAUAUCCGAAUGAUUAUCCUCCUUCUCGAACUUGUGUUUGGAAAAUUAAUCUUGCUCCAGGUAAUUUUAUUUCUUUGAAGUUUCAUUCAUUUGAUAUUCAAUAUGAUCAAUUCUGUGCUUUGGAUCAUUUGGAGAUUCGAGAAGAAAAUGAAUCAGGUAAACUCAUUGGCCGAUUUUGUGGAUCAAAUUUACCUCAAUUAAACUCGACUCAAUAUUAUCCAAGUCUAUGGAUUAGAUUUAAAUCUCAUGCUAAUGGUUCAGCUUCUGGAUUCAAAGCUUCAUACAAAACAAUCAAAGAUGUGAAAAUUAGCUCGGAUUCUGGUAAAAUUGGAUCAUUUGCUUAUCCAAGAUUAUUUUCAUCGGAAAACAAUCAAAGUUGGACAAUUAAGACCAGUGACUUGAAUAAGAUUAAGUUUAAAUUGGAAUCAAUUGAUAUUCUCGAUGAUUCGUUUGACAGCUCAUGUACUAAUUCAAGUGUCACAAUUUAUGAUGGUCCAUCAGAGAACAGCUCGAUUCUCGGUCAGUUUUGUGGUUAUCGUGCUGAUGACAAUCCAAUUUACACAACUUCUUCAGUUGCUUAUGUCCAUUUCAAGCCAAACUUUCAAAUUUCUAGGUUCUUGUUGAGCUGGACAUCGUUCCAAAGUGACAUUGCACCUCCACUUAUUGCUGAUUUUAAUCACCCAUGUAAAUACACUGCGAGUCUUAAAAUGAACCAAAAUACAACGUUACUCUCAAGUUUUUAUCCAGAUGGUGUCAAUUGUAGUUGGACCAUUUCGAGUCCUAUUGGAACUCAAUUACAAGUCGAAAUCAAUGAGAUGGAUAUUAAGUCCCCGUCACAUGAAAAAUGUACUAAUAAGAACGGAGUCUCUUUUUAUGAUUAUUGUUUCGACCAUCAAAAAGUUAUGAAAAUCAAUAGAAUAGUCUGCGAUUCAAAAGAAAAACUAUUCACUCUCCAGGGCAAUCAAUCGUUGAUCACAUUCUUCAACUAUAGCGGCUCAUCAACCGAACUAAAAGGGUUCAACAUAACAGUGAGACCGAUUUGUGGUGGUACAUUUUAUGGACCAACAGGUAAUAUCGAUUCGUCUUUACUUGGACCAUUCGAAACUUGUUCAUGGAAAAUCGUUGUACCAAAAGGUCAACGAGUUGAAAUUAAAUUCAAAUCUUUUAACUUGGGUUCGUAUGACGACCAUUGUUCUAAUGGUUAUUUAAGUAUUCGCAAUGGUGACUCACCUAACUCUCGAUUCAUUGGACACUAUUGUGGGUCUAACUUACCUAAGAAAAUAAUAUCAGCUUCGAAUCAACUUUUCAUAUCAACUUAUGUUCCUGCAUCAGAACAAUUUGAAUUUUCUUUGUCUUAUCGACAAGUCUCAACUCCAUGUGAACUUUACGUCGAACUAAACCAAUCAAGUCCAUCGGCUAUACUUCAGCUCCCUGGAUACCCUCACCCUCCUGUCGAAUAUUCUGAGUGUUAUUGGGUCAUUAAAGCACCAAUCAACAGAGUUAUUAGAAUUGAUUUCGAAAUACCAGAUCACGAUGUUGGAUGCAAUUUGAAUACGACUCAUAUUGAUAUUCACGAUGGUUAUACUCAAGUUGCUCCUAAACUUGGUCGAUUCUGUCCAAUAGCUCGAACAACAAGUGUCAUUUCAUCAGAUAAUCGGAUGUUCAUUCACUUUCUUUCUAAAGGAGGGGCUGGUUCAAGUUCGUUCAAGGCAACAGUUAAUCUUCAUAUUUGUGGUGGUAGUUUUGUUGUUCAUGAGAUAAGCGUAAUCCAAAGUUUAUCUUAUCCUAAGCCAUAUGAUUCUAACCUAACAUGUAAUUAUUAUAUUUACUCAGCAAAAAUGUCGGAAAUGUUGACUUAUCAAUUUGAAACAUUCGAUUUACCUUCAAAUGAGAACUGUAGCUCAGGUGAUUACUUAGCAAUUCAUGAAUUUGACUCAUCGGGUAAACUUCUCAGUAAAGUAUGUGGUACACAAGAAUCUGAGGGAGAUAUCAUGAGACCUAAUGUCAAUCAACUAUUCAUGGUCUUCAAAUCAGAUUCCGUGAUCGCUGGUAAAGGUUUCUGGGUUUGGUUCGAUUAUACUGUGGAUGCGGAUUGUGAUGUAUUUUGGUCAGAAGACUCAGGAGUUAUUAGCUCUCCUCGAUUCCCUGGCAUCUAUCCAGGUCCUAGAAAUUGCACAUUUGCUUUCAUCGGUCAACCUGAUAAAAGAAUCACUCUCAACUUUACAAAUUACAAUCUAAAAUCAGCUGAUAACUUAUGCCUUGAUAAAAUACUAAUCGAUUACAAUCCUGAUAUAUUGAUAAAAUCCAAGUCAUUUUUCAGCUUGGCAAUGACACCAAACAAUUUUACACUUCCUUGUGAAUCAAAGCCCACUAAUUAUGUAAUUGAAUCUCCAAACAACGUACUUGUAGUUUACUUUGAAACUCAUUCUGGUCUAGAUUCUGGUCAAGGUUUUAGAGCUGAAUACAGUAAAGAUAGACCAACAGAAUGUGGUGGAAUAAUUAACUCCGAUUCAACUUCGAUCAUUUCGAAAACUUUUCCCAGCCAUUGA